CAUUCAAAACAUUUACUGGAAGGUUCCAGAAGCUUGUGCAAGUUCUAUUAGUGUUCUCUAACUUCAGUAACACGAUACUUACUGUAAUUUAACACCACAUACCAAAAGGCUUUACCUCAGCUUCCAUAUAAGUCUAAAGCAGUUCAGUCAAUUACAAUUUAGGACGAAUCUCAUACACUAAGAACAUGGGUGCUAUUGAUAUUACAACUAUCAAGGAUGGCGGAGUCCUAAAAGAGAUAAUUAAGGAAGGUGUUGGUACUGAAACUGCUACUCCAGGAUGUAAGGCUAUUGUGCAUUAUACGGGCACUUUGCUUGAUGGUACAAAAUUUGAUUCGAGCAAGGACCGGGGGCAACCUUUUGAGUUUGAUUUGGGAAAAGGCCAAGUUAUCAAAGCUUGGGACUUAGGCGUAGCCACAAUGAAGAAGGGAGAAAUCUGUGUAUUAACAUGUCAACCGGAUUAUGCUUACGGUGCCAAUGGCAGUCCUCCGACAAUUCCACCAAAUGCUACUUUGAAAUUUGAGGUCGAGAUGAUUGAUUGGAAAGGUGAAGACUUAUCCAGUGAAAAGGAUGAAAGUAUUGUACGAUUAAUUUUAACACCAGGAACUGGUUAUGACACACCCAACGAUGGUGCUUUAGUUGACGUGAAACUGGUGGGUAAACACGAGGGUCGUACAUUUUUGGAGAAACAAUUGACCUUCAAUUUGGGAGAAGGCUCUGACCAAGGAGUUGUUGCGGGUGUUGAAAAGGCUUUAGAAAAAUUCAAAAAAGGUGAAACUUCCAAAAUCAUAUUAAAAGCUAAACAAGCUUAUGGUGUUAAAGGAGAUGAAUCUUUGAACAUUCCCGGAGGUGCUGUUGUGGAAUUCUUUGUCACGCUAAAUAAAUUUGAGAAGGUUAAAGAAAGUUGGUCAAUGGACUCUGAUGAAAAAAUAGAACAGGCUAAAAUGUGCAAAGAUAAAGGAACCGAAUACUUCAAAAACAACAAAUUAGAUCUUGCAAUUAAAAAGUAUAAAAAAGCAGUCGACUAUAUCAAGGAUAUAUCAGAUACUGAGGGCGAAGUAGAAGAAAACAGAAAAACACUAUUACUUUCAAGCCAUUUAAAUGCAGCCUUAUGUUACAACAAACUAGAAGACUACUUUUCAGCACGAGAACAAUGCGAUUCAGCCCUAAAAAUUGAACCUAACAAUGAAAAGGCUCUCUUUAGACGAGGUCAAGCCAGACUUUCCAUUGGUGAGCCCGAAAAAGCCUUAGAAGACUUCAAUGCCGUACUGAAAGUACAACCGGAUAACAAAGCUGCCAGCAACCAAAUCGUUCAAUGCCAAAAAAUGAUGAAGGAGCAACUCGCCAAGGAGAAAAAGAUUUAUGCAAACAUGUUUGACAAAUUUGCUAGACGCGACACCGAGAAAGAGGAGGAAGCGAAGCGUAAGCAGCCUGAUGUUAUGAAGACUUUAGGGGAAUGGGGCGAUGAUGAAAGGGAACGAGCACCUACCAAAUUUGAAAAAGAAAAUCCAAAUAUACUAAUGCUUAAUCGGACUGGAGAAUUUAAAAAUAUGUAGAUUUAUUCAAUGUA
Molecule: messenger RNA, 1567 nt
Organism: Ctenocephalides felis (cat flea)
Lineage: Eukaryota; Metazoa; Arthropoda; Insecta; Siphonaptera; Pulicidae
Gene: Fkbp59
Product: peptidyl-prolyl cis-trans isomerase FKBP4
Exons: 7
Coding region: 186-1553 (455 amino acids)
Molecular function (GO): protein binding; peptidyl-prolyl cis-trans isomerase activity
Source: RefSeq, a predicted model, not a curated record